GUAUUCGUAGCGCCAAUACCCAGAGGGUAGCAGGGAUACUUGCCGUGGAACAAAAACUGACACCUGGCAGUAGGUAUAAAAUGCACACCCAUUAAUAUGGAGAAUAUUGAUUUAUGUUUAGGAUCGCUGCCUGGGGAUCGCCAGGGCACGUCUGGAGCCGGCGCUGGACGUGACAGCAUGCGGGACGUCGGUGGCAGGGUGUUGAGGAGGCGGGCCCCUGUCAUACAAUCAGCUACAGCCCAACCACAACCACAAGCGAGCCAAACAACAAGAGCUCCACCCGCCGAAGGUGCUGCGCUGGAUCAUCAACCGGCGCUCACUCAAGCGGGACGACCGAGGCAGCGCAUAAAAUGGACUGUGUCCAUCAAUGAGAAUAUUUUGCGCUUCUACUACAAGGUGACAAACCUCGGUCAAGAAACAAUCGGCUACCGACAACAGCUGUAUGCCGAAUUUUGCAGGACGUACCCAGAUAUUCAAGUAUCGGAGCAACGAGUAUCAGACCAAUACCGGGUAAUUAUAAGAAACAACCUUAUCCCAGAGACUAGACGCAAUAUCAUCAGAAGCGAAGUCGAACGGGAGAUUCAUAACGAUGUAAUUGAAGAUCAAGUCCCCAAUGAAGUGCAUGAGCAGAUUCCUGAGCUUGCCAUACAAGAAACUCAACCUGACAAUACAGAGCAGGAAAACAACGAGCUACAUGAUAACCUAGUAAGCGAAAUGGCACGUGCUGUACAAGAGUUUAAUGGAACAAACCCACUUAGCAGACCAUCGCUACCACGAAUAAACUCUUGUAAGAGACUAGGUAUGCUGUUACAAAUUGUGAACACUGAAGUCCUACACAAUUAUGUCGUAGAAGCCCACACAUUAGAAUAUCUGCACAUGCUAAUCUACUGGGCAUUAAGGUCAGAACACGACCGGGUACUAAUAACGGAAGGACUGGUAGCAGAAUUGCACCCUGGGAAAAAAGACUGCUCGGAAAGAUUGAAUUGCUGCGUAGGGAUAUUGGUCAAGUCACAGAAUAUAUACGAGGUGUAAGAAGUACAAGAAUCAUCAGGAGAGCUGAAGAAAUAAUACGGAAUACUGCAAGACACUCAAGAUACGAUCCAGAAAACAACACAGCUCAACAGUCCCUGGAUACAUUAAAACAAAGACUCUCAGUUUAUUCAGGACGACUAAGAAGGUACAAAGUGAGUAACAACCGAAAAUCCGACAAUGCCCUUUUUGAGACUGCUGAGAAGGCGUUCUAUCGAAAACUCAAUUCCACCGUAGAAAAUCUCGAUAAGUCUUAUCCAAGCCAAGAAGAAAUCCAUGACUUUUGGGGAAAUCAACUUUCCACACCAGCUGCUCUUAACAACAAUGCUGGAUGGAUAGAAGAUACGGCACAGAACUGCCAACACUACACUACUACUCUCUACGAACCCUUCACCACUGAAGAAGUCUCAAAUAUCAUCAAAGAGCUUCAUAACUGGAAAUCUCCUGGACCAGACGGAGUUCAAAACUUUUGGCUCAAGAAGUUUUGGAGUGCUCACGAAUGCUUAUCAACACUAAUUAAUUAUGUUAUUUCUAAUCCGCAGGAUAUACCAUCAUUCCUAACUCAGGGAACCACUUAUUUAAUACCGAAGGAUCAAAAUAACACCCAAGAUCCAGCAAAAUACCGCCCAAUUACUUGUCUUCCAACUUUGUAUAAAUUGGUCACAUCCUGUGUAGCCCGGCGAAUCUACCAACACUGUGCUCUGAACAAUAUCAUAGAGCCUCAACAGAAAGGAUGCGCUAAGGGUUCCAUGGGUUGCAAAGAACAACUUAUCAUCGACUCAGUCAUUUCUAAUUAAGCAUAUUCCAAAAAGAGGAACCUAUUUACUGCUUUUAUAGAUUACAAGAAGGCCUUUGAUUCAGUGCCGCAUGAAUGGCUUAUAGAUGAUAUGUAUUGAAUUAAAUAGCGUACUAUGAUGAAAUUGACUUUAUUUUAGAUCACAAGAGAUACAUGGUUCUUAACCUAAAAACUAAGAAGUAAGCGCGCUUUUCUGCCUUUCAUCCUCGACAUCUGUCAUCUGUCACGACUCGCAAGGUGGGUUCCGUUAUACACAACAUUUCUCCCCUUCUAUAAAGAAAGCUUGUUGGGUGGUUUCACAGCUCUCCCAUAUCUGGUAACCACUGGCAAAGGUGUCUGCUCAGAUUCUAGAAGAGGGGAAACAGGGCUUCUAGAUGUCGCAUCAGUUUGACUAUGCCUAGGUGAACUACUAGUAACAGUGUCAUUAUUACUAGAAUGUGGAAUUGCAGUAUUGUUUUCCUCCACCUGAAGGUCCAUGUCAUCACUUACAUCAAUAUUAGGCAGGCGGGUGGGUGCAGAUGUGCUCUCAUCAACAUUUAAAGGCGCUUUUUGAAUCACUGCACUCUCACUCACUUCACUUCUAGGUUUUUCCUUAGCUAGACGUAUGCUGUCAGCAUGCACAAAUUUUAUAACAUUAUUAACAUUCACAAGGUAAGUACAAUAACUUAAAACUUUAACUACAUUUCCCAAGUCCCACACAUGUGUACGAGUAUUUUUGACAUAUACUUGGUCAUUUGUAUUAUACAAUUUAAUAUUUCGAACUGGUUGAUCAGAGUUUACAAAAUUACCAUUUUCAGAUGGUCUUAAUAAAUCAUAUCUGGUUCGAGGUCUGACUUUAAACAUACACUGAGCUGGAGAAAUGCCUGUUGUAGUAGAAGGAGUAUUGCGGUAGGUGAAGAGGAAAUUAGUUAACUUAAUUUUCACAACAGUUAAUGUUAUAUUUUCUGAACAUGAAAAUAAAUUGCGCUCUAAUGCUUUCUUUACUGUUUGGACCCCUCUCUCUGCUAGUCCAUUUGAUUGUGGAUGAUAUGGUGGGGAUUUAAUUGGUUUUAUUCCAUUACUCUGACAGAAGGAAACAAACUCUGCUGAAUUGAAUGGAGGCCCAUUAUCAGAAACUAGCUCUACUGGUAAUCCAAAAAUGGCGAAAACAUCCCUUAGUACCAUUAUGACCUCCCUAGCUACUGUACCAUUUUCCAUUAACCUGACUUCUAUCCAUUUAGACUUAUUGUCCACUAAAAUAAGGAAGGUAAAAUUUUGCUUCUGGAAAAAAUCAACAUUUACCCUAUAAAAAUUAUGGGGUGCUAAUGCCCAUGGUAUGCCAUUUGACCUAUUAGGAAAAUUCUGAGUAGACUGACAAACAUUACACGAUUGAACAAACUUCUCAAUACUUUCAUUCAUUCCAGGCCACCAGCAAUAGGAUCGCAUUAACAUUUUUAGUCUUACUAUGCCUGUAUGUUGUUCAUGGAACAAAUUAAGUACUCUAACCCUGAGUGAGAAUGGAAUUACUACUUUAGUACCUAAAACCAAACAAUCUCGUUCAACCGAAAAGUUAUUUCUAAGUUUAAAAUAUGGUUUUAAAUCAUCUCCCUGUACAUAGUUUGGCCAACCAGAUAGGGUUAACUCAACUACUUUGGAAAAUAAAUUAUCCUGCUUGGUUGCUUUGCCUACAUCUUCAAAGUCCAAAGGGACUUCACUUAACAUCCCUAACGACACACAACAAUCCAGGAAUGUACUACCAAAGUUCUAUCAAUAUUUGAAUGUCCUGGACAUUUAGGGAACAUUCGGUGAACAUCUGAUUAAAUUAUUCCUGGAAUGUUACCAUAAGACAUUCUGUGAACAUACUACCAAUGUUGCUAUAUGUUCAUUUUCAAAUUCACGGCGCAUGUAUUUGUGCAUGGUGCUUAGAGAGGGCAUCACGUGACUAAAAACGACCAAUGACCUCACUUCGGACUUCGGCGCUUCGGCCAUCUUGGCAUGCAUCUUGGCCUUGGCCGUUGGCCACCUUGCCGUGAUCGUUGUUUGUUUUUAUUUGUGCUUUUUAAGAAUAUUUUUUUAAUUCGGAUACUUUUAUAAUAACUUUAAUAGUAUUAUUAACAUAGUGCAUAAAAUCAGUUGGAGUAGCAGAAGCAAUGUAGAUAAAAAAUCUGCAGGAAUAACGUUUCAAAGGUUAGUACCUAUGCAAAUAUGUAAACAAAGGCAUGCCCCUAUUUCAGAAAAUAUCCAUUUAUUAUUUUAAUAAUUGCGAAUAAGCCACAAACUUGAUUAUUCCUAACUAAAAUAGUAAAUAGAGAUAAUAACAAACGGAUUAUUUGUAAAAUUAAAUUUUUUUUGCGUUUUUGCUAAUGUAUGCCUUUAUAAACAGGAUGGCAGACCACACACUAUAAUAGUAUUACCAACUAAUGAAUACCACAGUAAACUGUCCUUUUUAUGAAUAGUAUAGUCGGUUCGCUAAACUUAGUCUCAGACACAACUGGCUAGUGAUUUUAGUAAAUAAUUUUGACAAUGGUAAAAUUGGCAAAAAAAUAAUAACUAAAUAGUAAUUUUGGCAAAAUUGGCCAAAAACAAAAAAAUUACCUACUUAAAUCACUAGCCAGUUGUGUCUAGGGAAACGACUAUACUAAUAAACAAUUUCUAAGCUGCUUUUUAUAAUAUUUUGUGAGUUCAUUAAUCAUAUUUUUUAUUUAAAACUAAAAUUUGGUAAUAAUGCUCAGUAAUGCAUAUAUUUUGUAUUUUUAGCUUUCCAGAAGAUCCUGCGAAGAAGGCAUGAAGUAUUGAUCAGAUUUGUUAAUAGAGCAGUAUGUUCAAAACAUUUUUUAGAAAAAGAUAUUGACAGAACUUCACUUUCAACUGUUCGUUUGAGAGACCGUGCUGUUCCAAUAGCUUAUAUCACACAGAAUCAGCUGAGAGAAGUGGUCUACAAAAAACCAGGAAGGAAAUGGAAUAUGUGGCUAUGAAAGGCAAAAGAAAGGUUUACAAAGCAAAUGUGACACAUUUUUUUAUAGGAAUAUCAGUAAAUUACAUUAAAAGAUUUUUUACAAUAAAAAUGUUUAUAUUUA
This is a messenger RNA of Diabrotica virgifera virgifera (western corn rootworm), 4881 nucleotides long. RefSeq lists its product as uncharacterized. Bases 97 to 1032 code for a protein of 311 amino acids. The transcript is spliced from 3 exons. The record is from RefSeq and is a predicted model, not a curated record. NCBI's taxonomy places the organism in Eukaryota, Metazoa, Arthropoda, Insecta, Coleoptera, Chrysomelidae.